CGUCAGCUCAGUUUCAGACUGGAGCAAAAAGCGUCACCGAUUGCCAGCACAUGUACUGUUACGGGACCAAGCGGAACAGUAGUGCAGAUCCUACAAAGCUCUACUCUAGUGCGGAGUGAUGGCCGUAUUGUUAUCACUAACGAGCACAACAUCACAACCGAUAUGUAUACUGCAACACUGUCAAUCUCAGCACCAGCUGUCAGUGAUCAUGCGUUAUACGCGUGCAAGGCUAGUUUCGAUGGCGAGUCAACGCGAUGUGAGUUCUUCCUUUCUUUGAAUAACACCGGCAUUGAUCAGGAACCACCGUCUACACCAUCGCCCAUGACAGUACCCCUGUCAGCUGGCGUUGAAAUCCCCAACAACCGAGCAGGCUCAAGCAUAGCAACGUCUCCCGUGGCAACAGCAUCCAGUGCAACGGAAACGUCAGCGGCCCCGGGUGUCAACACAGCCUCAUCCGCUUUCAGCCAUCAUCUACAAAUUGUCAUCAUAGCAGUGGCGGGUAUCGGUGGUUUUGUGCUUGGCUUGCUCGUGGCUUAUCUAGUCAGCAAGUACGGCGCAUGCAUGUCGAAGUCGGCAAACCACGAGCGCGUUACGACCUCCUGGCCUGCGUGGAUCACUAGCAAUUACAUGCACAGUCGCCGUCAAACGGCUAUCGAUGGGUGGCAGGCUUCCAAUGACCCGGCGAUCUGCAAUGAAACGGACGAAAGGGGUUGCGAGCCAGAAUACAAGGACAUAACUGCAUCGUAUGGUCGCAGCAGUUCAGCGGGACUUCUGGACACUUCUAAUACCGCGUCCGGCUACGAAACUGACCAGUCUACCGGCAGCAACGACAGAAAAUCUAGCUGCACAUCGGAUAGGCGUCUGCAGGGCCUGACGUUGAGACCAGCAUCGAGUCACAGUCCCGCUAACAAGUGUGAGUCUCGGCAGAGCAUUGUGGAGCUGGCCGAAGAGGACAUUUCGGCACAUCACCCUCCCAGGAGCAUGGCAAGCAUGAGUGAGUACGUUGAACCUACAUGCUCUUUGGAGCCAAACGCACCACCCUUGGCCGGCGGUUUCCGGAAUGACCUUGCCAAAGCCGGCAGUCGAGGCAUUUCCGCAAAUAUUGCAUCUCACACGAGAACGAACGAGUACGUUGAACCCACUUGUUCACUGGAGCCGAAUACAGCUCCCGUCACCGGUGGCUUGGGGGAUGAGAUUGCCCUUUUCGACAGUCGAGACACUUGCUCUACACAUUCUCACUGGAGAGCUAUCCAGGCUAUUGUGGCUACUUGCCCGUUGAAGCGAAAUACACCACCUGUGGCAAAUGGUUUGGAGGAUGAGCGUUUCCAUGGGGACAGUCAAGUGUAGCCAUGGCUACCCAGGUGAAUGGUCUAAUCCUAUGGGUGAUGAAUAACCAUCGGUCUAGGGCAUGCCGCAACGUGCUGUAACUUGUAGGAUAUGCUCAUGUGCCAAGCAGGCGUGCCUAUCUGGUCGACUAGAAAUAAUAAUUUGCAUGCGUGAGCGAGUGUGUGCGAGAGUGUGUUUGUGUGUGAGUGAGUGUAUGUGUGUGUGUGUCUGUCUGUCUGUGUGUCUGUGUGUAGGGGUGUGUGCGCACACACUUGCGUAUGUGCAUGUGUGUGUGUUUGUGUGCGCACGCGCGCGUGUUGUAUGUAGGUACUUUUGGAGGAGAUGAGUAUGUCGUGUGUUCAUGUGCCACUUGCAUCCCCUGCUGUGUGUGUGUUUGUACUCUGAGUCACAGGUGCAUUGCAAUCUCACCUCAGCACUGAUUUCAGUAUUUUUUCUUCUUUUUUUGUUAUCCAAACAUACGUACAUGGUCGCUCUACUGCAAACGUCGCCCCUGGUUCACCGAAUUUGCAAGCGUGGCGCAUGAUCAGUGGUGAAUCGUAAGAACACGUUUAUGGCCUCGCCCUGAGAAUGACAUGCCUUGGCCGGCCGCUAACCUGACUCAUGACUACGUGACUUCUCCUAUGCAGACUCAGAGACCAUGUGACUUCUCCUAGGCUAUAGUAUGCGGACUCAGAGACCAUGUGACUUCUCCUAUGCAGAGUGCAGACUCAGAGACCAUGUGACUUCUCCUAUGCAGACUAGGCCUAGCCCAAAUUUGCUCGGGGCGUUUCGAUAUUUUGCCGGCAACUUUUGCCCGGGCACUUUCCGUAUUCUUGGCAUUGCCUUUCGUUCCGAUAUUUUGCUCCAUUUUGCUCCUGCUUUGUGGCAAAAAUGGUUUCGAAUGAACCAUCUACUUUGGUAAAAUUGGAUGGUGAAAGCAAAACUUUAAAUGGUGUCAGUAUU
Molecule: messenger RNA, 2289 nt
Organism: Sycon ciliatum
Lineage: Eukaryota; Metazoa; Porifera; Calcarea; Leucosolenida; Sycettidae
Exons: 4
Coding region: 163-1347 (394 amino acids)
Source: RefSeq, a predicted model, not a curated record